AUGUCGAAUAAGCCAAGUAAAGAUGGCGAAGUUCUGCCAAUUGUACACAACUUACUUAAAAACUCAUCAUCCCACGGACUACCAAAUAUAUAUUCUUCGAGAAAUGUUGUUGCCAAGCUUUUCUGGGGUAUGGUAUUCUGUGCUGGGCUUUGCCUUAUGUUUUGGCAAGUCUACACGUUGUUCGAAGCCUAUUUUGCGUACGAAUACAUAGUUGGCCUUGAAGUUAGAUAUAACAAAACUCUGCCGUUUCCCGCGGUAACGAUCUGUAAUUUAAAUCCUGUACUGAAAAGUAAACUAGAAGAAGCAGACGAGAGCUUCAGAGAUAAAUUUGACUCAAAUUAUGUACCACCGAAGGAUAAAGACACUCAAGAUGAUAAAAACAACAUGGUUACCAGCAGCAGCCUAACUUCGGCUACGAAUGAUGACGGUGGAUCAAGUCAGGGAACCAGAAUGGAUGGAGAAACAACGACACAAGCAGUUAAUACAACAGAACCUGUAAAGUCAUGGGAUGAACUUGAAAAUACCGAGUACUUUACUGGGCAAUCAGCUGAAUAUAAACAAAGACAAAAGCUGACGAUUGCGCUCUCAGACAUGACGUUAGAUGAAAGGCAUCGUAUUGGUCAUAGUUUGCAAGACAUGCUCCUCGAUUGCACGUGGAAGGGCUAUCCAUGCUCACCGACAAAUUUCACUAGAUUUUACCACUACCGAUAUGGGAAUUGCUACACUUUCAAUAAUGGACAGCUAUCAUCAAUACUUACUACCAACAAACCGGGUCCAAAUUACGGACUAAGUCUUGAAUUAUUCGUCGAUCAGUCAGAAUACAUGGACGAUAUCACUGAUUCAGCCGGGCUACGGAUCUCGAUCCAUGAUCCCAAUAAAAUGCCCUUUCCCGAAGACGAUGGUUUGUAUAUUGGUCCUGGUCAGCGGACAUCCAUAUCCACUCGCGUGAUGGAAAUUGAUCGAUUAGGCAAACCUUGGGGAGAUUGUACAGAUGUUAACAAUUACAAUACUACAAAUAUUUAUAUCAAUAUGUAUAACGUCAGUUACAGUAUGCAGGCAUGCGAAAGAAGUUGCUAUCAGUAUUCGGUAAUUGAGCAAUGCAGCUGCGCAGACACAAACUUCCCAUUUCCAGUUGAACUACUUAACUUAGUACCAUGUGAUACAGAAGACAAUGAAACGGCUCGAAUUUGUAUCGAAAAUAUGGAGGCAAAGUACGAUAAUGAUGAGCUCAUGUGUAGCUGCAAUCAAACAUGCGAAGAGGAAAUAUACCUCACUUCAAUAAGUCAAUCGGAAUGGCCCUCCCAGGGCUACCAGAACACGUUAUUUAAGAGAAUGGAAGAGAGAAAUUCCAAAAUGCGAUCUAACGUUAAAGGACCUGAAGCAGAUGACUGGACUAAGAGAAAUGUGGCAAAAUUAGAUGUAUAUUUUAUGGAAUUGAACUACCAAUACAUCAAACAGAGUCCGGCAUAUGAGGUAAAGGAUCUCCUGAGUGACAUUGGAGGUCAGCUUGGACUUUGGAUUGGCGUAUCAGUUGUCACACUUAUGGAGAUGAUGCAGCUCGUGGGGGCGGUGUUUGGGGCAUUAUUUGCCAAACUGCAUGGACCCCAUUCAGAUCCAAAGAUAUUUCCAUCAACAUAGUGUUAGUUACGAUAAUCAUGAAAUCGUACUUGAUUGGAGAGGUUCCUUUAUCUAUACGUUUUUUAUUUGUUUGUAAAUUGUCAAAAAAGUGAAGUGAUUGAUAGGGCAAAAAAAAAAAAAAAAAAAAAGAUGCAGUGCGCGACGGGUAAUUUUCGCGUGAGAUGGUGAAUACGCUUAUUUUUCCACGUUUCUAUAAAUUCUACAAUAGACCCUACCAUUAUAUAGCACACAACUGAUACUCGGUGAGCUUAAGUUCGAAAGAUUUCUUGUCAACGAUCGGCGUGUGGCUCACAUGCGCUGCUAUAUGCCUACAAGCUAUACGGUAGUAUUCGAGUCCUGCAAAAUAGCUUUCGUGAAAUAUAAACAAUAAAGCAGAUAAUAAUUAUUGAUUUUAUUUUAAACUUUGAAAGCCUAGAACAAUUAACUUUCAAAUUAUUUGUGAAUAAUAAUGAUACUGAUUUUAGAUGUAAAAAUGUUUUUGUACAGUUUUGAAUUAUUAGGGUAAAGUUUUUUUAAUUCAAAUUUUUGUUAAUUUUACAGUUUAUGAAUAUAUUGUUAACUCACAGGAUUAUGUAAAGUUUGCCUAUUUGUGAAGCGCUUUGAUCACGAUGGAAAGCGCUAUAAAAAUAAUAUUAUAUUAUCGUAUUGUAUUCUAUUAUAGUAUGGUUGUAUUUGAGGCAUAGAAUCUGCAUAAUUAAUUAUACAUUAGCUAGGCUGAACGUUGGUGUUUGGCGGAGAAAGCAGGACCAUGGAGGAAUUAGUUAAACUAAUUCCUCCCUGAUAGAGCAUGAAUGUGCCUUUAUGUCUAGAAUGAUAUGUUUCAUUUCACUUGCAACAAUAAUGUUGAUCAAGAGAUAUUAUAGCUAUCGGAAGUUUUCGAUAUCCUCGCGAUACCUUCUGGUAGUAAACCCGUUGUUCGAUGACCAGCGGAAUAUUUGUAAGGGAAUUUGAACACGUGAUAACAGCCUAUUGUAUAUUGGAUCGUAGCCGUCACGGUUCAUGUUAAUGGAGGCGCUUUCGCGAGGAUACCGGUACCGAUUAGGAAGUCCGAAGCAAUAAAACACAGGCCGAACUCUGAAGAAAGGUAGGUGGCCUACAGUAAUUAUUUCACUUGAAGUUUAAACUAAAUACUGUAGUUAGAUGGUAAUUUUCAUGCUUAGUAAUGUUAAAUAAUAGUGGUUUGCUAAAUAUAUGUAGUGGUGUUAGUAAAACCAGAAAGCAGUCUGUCGGAUUGGGUGCUUGUCAUCAUCUUGCCUGUUUAAUUAUAUUGACAUAAUGCAUUCAUGGCCGGCCAUCCACAUGUAGAUUAUUUCAAUUUUAAUACGCGAGUCGCGCUAUGCAUGAGAGUACGGUACAUUACUUCAUGAUUAAAAAGAUUAACCCUUCUGAGUUGCAUAAUGUUGAUUAUUCUUCUUGGUAAAUACUCAUUAAAAUAUUGUCGCUUCAUCCUAACUUCGUAGAAUGCUUAACUUGGAUUCCCUUUGAUCUGAAUUAAUUAUGGAUGGAUUUCUGUCAAAUUAGUUGUCAACAAGCGGUUGUCUGCAAAUUUCGACAUGUUUGAAGAUUAAGAUGUGCAAUUGACGAAGUACAGUUUAUAUCAAAUUGUUUAGGUCUAUGCCCAAUUUACAUCCAAUCAAUUAAGGGGGUUAUUAUUUUAAUGGUUCAACAGACAUUAAAACUGCAUUAAGAACAAACAAUAUACCUUAAUGAAAAUGUGUCACGGUCUAAGAGAUACGAAAAUUAACAGGUACUAUUAUGACGUCACGCUUGAAUUAUCGAAUGCAUUUAUUAGGGGUCUCAUGACGUGACAAAUAUUAAAAGAAGAUUCAGAUAUUAGCAUUUAGGCCUAAGUUUUGAUGCAAAAUUAUAUAUAUAUGUAAUAUUAUUAUUAUUAGCCAAAUUGUAUGUUCAAAAGUUCGUAAAGAAUACGUUAAGUGUUUUACAAGAAGAUUGUCUUAAUAAAGAUAUUCUGAAUUGAUUUAUGUUCAGAGCUAAUCCUUUAACUGAACGAGACGAUGUCUUGGUGAUUGAUCAAAGCGUGAAAGUGCGUGAAAUCAUAAGGGCCGUCUCAUGGUCCCACAGGGUGUCUUUGGGAAUUGACAAGCUCGAAACGGUACACAUCGACAGGGGUAUACGGUACAUCAAACUGAAGAUGCUUCUGUUUUGUUGUUAGCGGUGACAUGAUGCAUUUAUAUUGCUCCUGUGGGAUAUCCCUUUAGCUACCGUAUAUAAAGAAGACAGUGGUCGUUUCUUGUGUUACUAUGCGAACGAUAACUAAACGAUAACGAUGUUCCAAUUUUUACUCGAUAGCCUUGUGUGCAUUUGGCCUAUAUUCUGAGACCUAGAUAAAUAGGCUUAUAAUUAGGCCUAUCUGUUUCUAUUCCCUCUCGAAGUGCAGUGCAAUUUCAGAUGACACGUUUUUUUUGGCACGUGGAGGGCACACCAAAUCCAAAUGAUCUCUCCCUACCCACAAGACCCCCACACACCCCAUCUAUGCAGAUUCAUCUAUUUCUCUUUUCUGCACGUAGUUUUUAUCUUUCAUUUUAUUUUCGUUUACAGUAUCAAUAACCCAAAUUUAUGUUGUGUGAGUGACAACAAAGAAGUGUCGUAAUCCAUAUUUCAAAAUGGCCUUCACCUCUUUCUGCAUUCAUAUUCACAAUAAUAACAUUGAAGUAGGACGAUGUUUUAUUAUUUGUUAUUGAUUUGAAAGAAAUGGGUCUUUAUAAUGGGGAAUUUGAAGACGAAAUGCAAUUUCUUCUUAAAUGUAAACUAUAUUAUGAUUUAAGAAAAACGACAUUACAGGAUAUUAUUUUCGUUUUCUUAAGUAGAGAAGUAUAUUUAUAUAAUAAGCUUGUUAUACAAAAGUAUGUUAAUUUUCAGUUUUUAUUUAAAUUAUACUUGUCUUGUAAUUUUCAUGUUUGGAAAAAUAUUUUUACAUACAUUAU
Anneissia japonica is the source of this 4583-nucleotide messenger RNA. RefSeq names its product degenerin-like protein asic-1. The record is from RefSeq and is a predicted model, not a curated record. The coding region runs from base 1 to 1638 and encodes 545 amino acids. Lineage: Eukaryota; Metazoa; Echinodermata; Crinoidea; Comatulida; Comatulidae. The transcript has 12 exons. Gene Ontology annotation, molecular function: ligand-gated sodium channel activity. Gene Ontology annotation, cellular component: membrane. Gene Ontology annotation, biological process: sodium ion transmembrane transport.